Messenger RNA from Acanthocheilonema viteae, 282 nucleotides. The record is from the annotation of a GenBank genome assembly. NCBI's taxonomy places the organism in Eukaryota, Metazoa, Nematoda, Chromadorea, Rhabditida, Onchocercidae.
AUGGAUAUCAGUUCAACAAAUUCAAGUAUUGAUUCAACGGAUCCAAAUUGGAAUCUUUUCUUGCACCAAUUGCAGGCUGAAAAUCAACGUCAGAAGUUUACAGAGCAGGUGCAAACGUUAACGGGUCGUUGUUGGGACGUGUGUUUUUCGGAUUAUCGACCACCAAGUAAGUUGGACGGAAAAACACAAAACUGUAUCAACAACUGCGUGAAUAGGAUGAUUGAUGCCAGUAAUUUUAUGGUGGAACAUUUGCAGAAAAUGAGUGCUACUGAAAUGAGCUGA